AACGACGGCUCUACAAGAAACCCUAGAAAACAGGAACACAGAAAGUAAGAGAGAGUGAGAAGAGAGAAAGAAAGUUUGUUUUACGUUCUAUUUUUUACUUUAGAGAAAAAGAGAGAGAAGAUGGGAGAUGGUGUGACUCAUCCACUUCUGAUAACAGAGAGAAACACGACGACGAUCCGUGUGAAGGAAGAAUUGAAGAAACAGCUAUGGCUUUCUGCGCCUCUCAUUGGUGUAAGCCUCCUUCAGUACUCUCUCCAAGUCAUCUCUGUCAUGUUCGUUGGCCAUCUCGGUUCUCUUCCCCUCUCUGCCGCCUCCAUCGCCACCUCCUUUGCCUCCGUCACCGGUUUCACAUUCCUCUUGGGAACAGCGAGUGCGUUGGAGACACUAUGUGGCCAAGCGUACGGAGCAAAACUGUACGAGAAACUAGGCAUUCAGAUGCAGAGAGCGAUGUUUGUUCUUCUCAUACUCUCUGUCCCUCUCUCGAUCAUAUGGGCCAAUACAGAACAUAUACUAGUACUUGUACACCAAGACAAAGCCAUUUCAAGUGUUGCUGGCUCGUACGCGAGAUACAUGAUCCCUAGCCUUUUUGCGUACGGACUGAUUCAAUGCAUCAACAGGUUCUUGCAAGCGCAGAACAAUGUGUUCCCUGUGUUUGUCUGCUCUGGAAUCACCACUUGUCUUCACUUGUUGCUUUGUUGGUUGUUUGUGUUGAAGACAAGUUUAGGUUACAGAGGAGCUGCUCUCGCGAUUUCGAUUUCUUACUGGUUUAAUGUUAUUCUUCUGUCGUUUUACGUCAAGUUCUCGGCUUCUUGCUCGCAUAGCUGGACCGGGUUUUCAAAAGAGGCUUUUCAUGAGAUUUAUGACUUUUCUAAGAUUGCUUUUCCUUCAGCAGUCAUGGUCUGUUUGGAGCUUUGGUCCUUCGAGCUUCUGGUUCUCGCCUCAGGUCUUCUUCCCAACCCGGUUUUAGAAACUUCGGUUCUUUCAAUCUGUCUAAACACUUCACUAACAAUCUGGCAAGUCUCAGUGGGUCUUGGUGGUGCUGCGAGUAUAAGAGUCUCUAAUGAGUUAGGAGCAGGGAACCCACAAGUGGCGAAACUGGCUGUAUAUGUCAUUGUAAGUAUAGCAGUCGCAGAGGGUAUUCUGGUAGUAACUGUUUUGCUGUCGAUAAGGAAGGUUCUAGGUCGAGCUUUUAGCAGUGACCCGAAGAUCAUCUCAUAUGCCGCAUCGAUGAUACCUAUUGUCGCAUGUGGAAACUUCCUUGAUGGUCUCCAAUGCGUUCUCUCAGGGGUUGCUAGAGGAUGUGGAUGGCAGAAAAUAGGAGCGUGUGUAAAUCUUGGAUCGUAUUAUAUUGUCGGAGUUCCGUUAGGCUUAGUGCUUGGUUUCUAUUACCACAUUGGUGGUCGGGGGCUUUGGCUUGGCAUUGUGACAGCACUAGCUGUUCAAGUGUUGUGUCUGUCCUUGGUCACUAUAUUCACAAACUGGGAUAAAGAGGCAAAGAAAGCUACGAACAGAGUUGGAGACAAAGAUGAUUAUGUAGAACAAUCAAUUCCAAGAUGAGGAAAAGCAUUGGAUUUUCACAAAUGAGCAUCGCUUAAAACGUUAAUGCGAUAAUGAAUAUGUUGAUUCUUCUACAAUUAUUUCCGAGACACUAGUUCACAUAUGCUUAUUACACAUGGGAAGUUGUGGUAUAUACGACUCGCAUCGGUUGCUUGUGGAAGCUGGGUAGCUUGCCUAAUCUGCUACAUCUGAUAAAGAAAAAGUGUUUUUUAGACAUUAGUCCAUAUAUGCUAUAUUAUCUUUCACUUGUGCCUUGUCGUUGUGGUAUACCACUCGCGUCGUUGCUUGUGCUAGCUGCGUACUUUUGGCGUCAGUUAGAAUAUUGUUUUGGAAUAUGGGUCGUUUUGAAUGAGAGCCUGGCUCUCGUAAAACUACAGCUUGUAAAAACAAAAGAGUUUUUGGAGUAAAUGUUUAUGGAGUAUUA
Molecule: messenger RNA, 1981 nt
Organism: Brassica napus (rape)
Lineage: Eukaryota; Viridiplantae; Streptophyta; Magnoliopsida; Brassicales; Brassicaceae
Product: protein DETOXIFICATION 17-like
Exons: 8
Coding region: 121-1557 (478 amino acids)
Biological process (GO): xenobiotic detoxification by transmembrane export across the plasma membrane
Cellular component (GO): membrane
Molecular function (GO): antiporter activity; xenobiotic transmembrane transporter activity
Source: RefSeq, a predicted model, not a curated record